This is a messenger RNA of Funneliformis geosporum, 129 nucleotides long. The record is from the annotation of a GenBank genome assembly. Lineage: Eukaryota; Fungi; Glomeromycota; Glomeromycetes; Glomerales; Glomeraceae.
AUGCGAUUUAUAGCUGAUUUGGAUUAUUUUGAAUCUAAAACUGUUGGACACAGACAUUUGGACAUGUUCCAAAAUGCCUCAUGUCACAAUCUACAUAUUGGACAUUGUCCCAUGUACAUCACUGGUUGA